Trichomycterus rosablanca is the source of this 1103-nucleotide messenger RNA. It is a transcript of the gene tafa1a, whose product is annotated as TAFA chemokine like family member 1a. NCBI's taxonomy places the organism in Eukaryota, Metazoa, Chordata, Actinopteri, Siluriformes, Trichomycteridae. The transcript is spliced from 6 exons. Gene Ontology annotation, biological process: regulation of neuroblast proliferation; neuroblast differentiation. The coding region runs from base 87 to 509 and encodes 140 amino acids. The record is from RefSeq and is a predicted model, not a curated record. Gene Ontology annotation, molecular function: receptor ligand activity.
AGCGGAAUAUCUCACAACUUCAUCAUGGAUGGAUUAACGGCUACGUGUUGACUCCGUCGUUUGGCUUUUUUUUAAGUUAAAUACAGAUGAGCGUGGCCAUGUCGUGGCUGCUGUGGGUGUGGAUCAGUGUGACAGUCAUGUGGGAGUGUGAUGCUACCUUCUACGAGACCAUCCAGCAGCACCUGGCACCACCUGGAACCAACAUCCAGAUCCUCGAAGGAGGGACAUGCGAGGUGAUCGCCGCGCACAGAUGCUGUAACAAGAACAAGAUUGAGGAGCGAUCACAAACAGUCAAGUGUUCCUGUUUACCAGGAAAAGUGGCGGGAACCACGCGGAAUAAACCCUCCUGUGUGGAUGCCUCUAUUGUAGUGGGAAAGUGGUGGUGUGAGAUGGAACCAUGUCUGGAGGGAGAAGAGUGCAAGACUCUGCCAGACAACUCGGGCUGGAUGUGCUACUCCGGGAACAAGAUCAAAACCACCAGGAACACUCAUCCGUAUUCAUCAUUGUAGCAGUGGGUUCAGCUCAGCGCAAAACAAGGGGAGCAAGAGGUCAUCAGUGAAAGAAAUUCCUUCAGUGCAAGAGAGUUUGUGAACUUUAACCCUGUGUCGGCUGUUUCAGUGUUUGGCUUGCUACCAAAUGACGUGAACAUUUGGCUGACUAUGGAAGUAAUUUCCCGUGGACACUUUUACAUUCAUUUAUUCUUUUAAUUUGAACGUUUUGCUUUGUGCUGGUAAAACUGCUGUCAAACUGAGACUUAUCCUGCUCGUUUCAUUCCCUCAAACCAGAUUUCACUUCCUUCAUGACGUUUCUUCUGAUUCCUGUUUGCAGACUGGACUGAGCUAGCAAACUCACCAACGGUGAUUAAUAGUGUGUUUAUCUAAAAAGGAAGACUUUUCAGAAGAGUAAGCAAAGCAUCAUCAGGAAUCCCUGUGGAAACCUAUUUCCUGCCAUUAAAACCAACAGCGAAGAACAUUUAUUACGUAUUACACAUUGUUGAUGUCUGAAAAUGUUAUGAUCGUAAGCGGAGACUGAGCAGUUAAAAUCAUCACAGGUACAUCUAAUAUGCAUAUUCCUUUAUUUAAAAUUGUAAAUCUGAAAGCACA